AUGCGAGUGACAUUUAACUCCCAGCAGUGAAUCGAGACGCAAGUGAAUAAAGAGCGCACCAUAUAAAACGCAAUCAAGCAUAAACAUAAUUACAACAUCAAAGUGUGAUUACAAAAUAACGUAACGGAAAAGUGAAAGUUGCAAAAGAUAAUGACAACAGCCUUGACAAAUUUAUUGCAAACACUGCGUCUGGGUUCAAGUAAACCGAACGCCAUCGCCAGCGACAUGAAACUCAAGCCCAAAGUGGAGCAAAUCAAAGCCAAGCUGCCAGAGCUGCUGCCAGAGAUUACAUUGGAGCAGGUUGGGCAACAUGAUAGCUUCGAUGACUGCUGGAUUAUCAUUUACGAUCGUGUGUAUAAUGUAACGCAAUUUCUGCGCGAUCAUCCAGGUGGCGAUGAUGUCAUAAUGGAUCAUGCCGGACGAGAUGCUACAAUAGCAUUCCAUGGCACCGGACACUCGCGUCAUGCAGUGGAGCUUAUGCGUCAGUUUUUAAUUGGGGAACUGCCCCAGGAGCAGCGCAUCUUUCGCACCACCAAGCACAUGGUGCUGUCCUCGGGCAUACCCGAGUGAGAGUGAUUGCCUUCCCUUGAGUGUUUGCACUUCCUGUUUGCCGUCCGUAUUAUUAAUAGAGCUGCUCCUGUACUUAAGUAUAUGUGUAAUAAAUUUGCAUUUUUAGCUUGUAAUCGCAAUCAAAAAAUAUAU
Drosophila busckii is the source of this 702-nucleotide messenger RNA. Its product is annotated as cytochrome b5. Gene Ontology annotation, cellular component: intracellular membrane-bounded organelle; membrane. NCBI's taxonomy places the organism in Eukaryota, Metazoa, Arthropoda, Insecta, Diptera, Drosophilidae. Bases 151 to 570 code for a protein of 139 amino acids. The transcript has a single exon. The record is from RefSeq and is a predicted model, not a curated record. Gene Ontology annotation, molecular function: heme binding.